Messenger RNA from Pocillopora meandrina, 9401 nucleotides. NCBI's taxonomy places the organism in Eukaryota, Metazoa, Cnidaria, Anthozoa, Scleractinia, Pocilloporidae. The record is from the annotation of a GenBank genome assembly.
AUGACAAGCCUUGACUCCCAAACCUCCGAGGUAGGUCUAGACAUUAAUUGUUUCUUUUGCUGUUGGCUGAAGGCGUUGUCGAGAGCAGUGACAUAGAGAUAAAGUCGCUUUCAUCUGCGUAGCGAGCGAGGAACUUGGGUUGCUUGAACGCGGGAUUUUUGUUUUGCAGGAGAAGUUAUGUUCGAGGUAUCAUUCCAAUAACACACGCUUCGAAUUUUAAUUUCUUUAGCUAAACAGAUCAUUUCAUAGAUCUUGCAUUAUGAAAUCAAUAAAUUCAUGGAUGGUAGUUGUAGGCUUCAAGUAAGCAAAAACUUCGCUUAGACAUUUGACAACUGGGCCUACAUGAUCGAGAUGAUAUCAGACCUCUUGGCCCAAAUUUGAUGUGAUUUGUAUUGGUUUCUUAUUGUGAAAUUCGUCAACGUUUGAAUUUUAGGAACUUGUCGAGUGUUUGUCUAGAGAUACGCUUUUGACCGUUUAUUUUCUCGUAGACAGAACAAGGUAUUCAAAUUAACAAGCGAGUUUCCUUGGUGGAUCUGUUUGGACUAAAGAAUAACCGUUUCCUAAUAUUUAGACUCUUGCAAAUCAUAUCCAUUUAGGAUGUGUUAAAUUUAUUUUUCCGUAUAUUUCUCAAGUUUAUUUGAUUUUACAUACUUACUAAACCGAUAUGUUGUCAAAUAUCUCUUGGUCAGGGAAGUUUGAUUUCCAUGGAUGUUUAAGGGGAGAAUUGGUUGAAGUUGUUUUAUUAAAGGUAGUAAUUGAAGCAAAAUUGAUUGAUUGGUUUUCACCUGCAAUUUGGGAAGAACUCUACAAUACCACUACAACUCUGACAGGAUUAAUCAAGGAACUGAGAGCUUAAACCUUAACUCCCAGGAUCUGAUUAUUAAUUCUCCCCUCUAGCUGCUACACAUUUCCUUGUAAAUUAGUUGCAAGAAUUUGGUGUUAAAUCAAGAUAACUUACACCUGAUGCAUUUAAGAACUCUCAUUACCUGUUUGCUGAAUAGUGGAUGGAUAUUGUAGGAAGAAGUUACAUGUGAAUCACUUCUGGGAUUUCAAGGGUUAAGGAGGGUCAUCAUUGAACACUACAUUGAUUGGUUUGAACUGUGGAUCUUAAAAGGAACACAUAUGUCUACAUUAUACAAAUGUGUCAGAUGUCCAAGCCUUCUCAGAGGUUGUCAAUUAUUUUUGAAAUGAUGAGAAACAGUUCAUUCCAUAUAACAAAAUUACAUUCACAAAUGAAAUGGAUUGCCAAAUCGAAACAGUGUUAUUGGAAGUUUAAUGAUUGCAGGUAAUAUCUUGUAGAGAAGUAUAUGCUAGUAAUAUUUGAUAGAAGCAAAAUUACAUAAAUGCUAGAACAAGAAAGAAGAGUAUUCUUCUUAUAUUUCAUCAAAUCAUGUGUCAUGAUACACAGGGAGAUUCAGAUAACAUGAACCCUGAACCAAGAGAACAAUUUAUUGUCCGUGCCCGUGGGUUGCCUUGGUCAGCAACUGCAGAUGAUGUUGCAACCUUUUUUUCAGGUGAGAAUUUAUUAGGAUUCAGUGUUUUGCUUGUAAAUUGGUAGGAAAGCUGUUGUGCAAAGGCAACUGUUUUUACAAGAAGUCAAGAAUUUAAUCAAAUUUGUAAAAUUGGAUUAGUUUUCCUUCAUGCUGAUGGCGUAAAACUAAGCCAACAUAUUUUUUGUAGGGUGUAACAUUAGAGAUGGCCCAAAGAAUGGCAUUCACUUCACUUACAGUUCUGAUGGACGUCCAAGUGGUGAAUGUUUUGUAGAGCUUGUAUCUCUUGAAGAUAUGGAAAAGUAAGUGGGGGAAAAAAAAUAGAAAGAAUAGUGUAAGCUGUACUUUUUGAAUUGGGUUUAUCUGAUGGGAUUCUAUUCUAACAAUAGUUGGCAAUAAGAAAUGCCAUGGAAUGGUCAAUUUGUUUUGAAAUGCUGCAUCAAGUCCUCGCUUUUAUUCCCCCAAAAAUGAAAGUCCUAAGUUAAUUAUGGAUGCAAUUUCUGAAAACUCAUUUAUAAUGAGUGUUCUACCAGAUUUGAAAAAAGGGAGCUCAGUAUGGCACCAAUAACUAUGAGACUCACGAUCUGUUCAGUGUAAUUGGCCUUGGUCAAAUUGAUCUUUUCUUGGCAAAGUUUGGAUGUUAAGGAACAGGAAAGCUAUUAGUGUGAAAUACUUGUAGUGCUAGAUGUGUUUGAAAUGCAGAGUUGUCAUAGGCAAUCACUAAAUUUGAUCUGAUUGAAACUUUUUUCCCUCCUUCCACAGAGCUUUGAGCAAGCGUAACGACUUUAUCGGCAAGAGGUAUGUUGAAGUGUUUGAGUGUAAGAAUGGUGAAAUGGAGUUCACCUGCAAGAGAAUGGGACAACCACCUGAUCAAGGACAUGAAACUGUUUUGCGACUUAGAGGACUGCCAUAUAACUGUUCCAAAGAGGAGAUUGCCCACUUCUUUUCAGGUAUAAAUACUUUUCUUCUUCAGUUAUUAAUAUUGCUUAUGAUGUUUUGUUCAUUCUUGUGGUCACAUUGGGUUGUACCUAAAUGUUACCACACCAGCUAGUCCUGUUUCUGAGGGUCUGCCAGAGUGACUGGAAAUUCAAAUUAAUUAAAUAUUUUGAUUGUCUAUAGAAUGUGUCCUGGAGGGAAACAUUUUUUAUGGUUUUACAAUGUCAUUCACCAGGAAAAGCAUCAUAUGAAGGGCUUUUAAGGUUAAGGAAUACAGAAUAAGUUUUCUUGUGAUGCUGUUGAAGAGCUUGAGAACUUAAAAUGUUUCAAAUUGGUUUUCUAUCAUUAUUUUAGGUUGAUGCAAUGAACCCCAACCCUAACCUUAAGCAAUUGUAAAUUUUUUUCUCUUCAUACAUCAUUAAUGAAUUUUUAACAAUGAUUUUAAGCAGUGUGUUUCAGAACUGUUUGGGUCCACAAAUUAUAUGUUCGACCAUUAACUAUUCAAGGACCUGAUAUGGCCAAACAUUUUCUGAAAACAAUUCCCUUGAUGUACAUGCUGAAUCAUUUUUAAUGAGUUGUUGAACUGAAUUUGACACCCAAUGUGACCACUGUGUCAAAGUAGUAUUUUUAGUUCGUAUUUCAAGCAAGGUGUAGUAUAUAUAUUUGAACCCUCUGCUCUAAAGUUUGUAAUAAUUUUUUAGUAGACUGUGGUGGGAUUGUGUGAUUAAAUUUUGUUGUUUUCUAAAAAAAAUGCAAGUUGUUGUCAUCAUAAUCAUGCUACAGAACCAGAAAAGUAACCAGCCAGUGAAUAUUAUAUAUAUAUAACUUUAUGAACGCAUGGAAGAAUAAUUCAGAAAAACUAAUGUGCAUGUUGAAAUUAAGGUCCAGUUAGCUUGCUUUUUACAUCCCUUUUUUUAUCAUGCCUUUCAAUUUGGAAAUAUAGUGGUGGAAGCAGACAUUUUUUGUAAUCUGUCUCAGUGCUUUUGGGAAGGGGGAUUAAUAUUGGAUUAAAUAUUCACAUAUAUGAAUUGCUCAAGUUUGUUUGAGUAUCCUUGUAUCAGAAUUGCUUGACAAAGUUUUGUAUUUUACCAUCCUUUGAAUAAAACAAAGCUUGCCAUCGUCUGCUUUCAUCAAAAAUCAUUCCCCAGUUGCCUAUAGUAACCCUUGCACUAAUAAGUGGGUGUAUGUAAUAGUUGUUGGUUUACAUGCUUUGCUCUCUACUGGAAUUCAAAGGGCUGGAGAUAGUUCCCAAUGGGAUAACAAUCACUCUUGACGAGGACGGGAAGACCACGGGGGAUGCUUUUGUGGAAUUUGCUUCUCCUGAUAUAGCUCAGCAGGCUCUGAAAAAAAACAAAGAAACAAUAGGGCACAGGUGGGGAUAGUUAUGGUGCGGAGGGUCUGAAUGUGACCAUGGGCACAACUCUAUAUUUACUGUUAUUCUGGUUGGUUGGUUGGUUUUGUACAGUACUUAUAUGUUACAUGUAUGUGUUUCACAGUGCAAAUUUAUUUCUUUAAUUUAUAUAGAGUCGAUUUUUUUAAUUUGUUGCACCCAAGAGUCAUUAAUGUGAUAUAGUGCUGUACAGCAUUCUCUGACAGUAGACCAUUUGGCUGUCUCUAACAAAUAUAUCUCACCAAAUUGCACUGUGAAACAUAGUUAGGUAGGUAUUCUGAUCUGUAUUCUGUGUGUGUUGUUUAAGAAUUUCACAAAUCAAGACUGAUAACUAUGCUUAUAGUAUGUUGCUUUUGUUGUUCUUUUUUGUUGUUGUUUUUUUUUUUUGUUUUUUGUUUGUCUUUUUUUUACCUUAGACUAUGUGUGUAACUUGAAUCAUGCUAUUGCUAUGAAAUUAAAUUUUGAGUACUCAAGAUUUAAACAUUAGGAAAUGUUAAUGCUUUAAGUUGAAGACCACAGACACUUUAUUGAGGACCAAAAGACUUUUUCAAGUCCCAUAUUUUGUGUAUGUUUAAUCAGUCAGCUUUUUGUUGAGGGUUAUCAGGAUAAAUCCAUAAUUAUCUGCCUUUGCUCUCUGGAUAAUUUUAAGUGUGAUUCAAAAUUUUUGUUCUUUUAAAGUGUUUCUAAAUUGUAGCUUGAUUUCAGCAAGUUUAUGGUUAUUUUUUCUUUUUGUAAUGAAUGUUACAAACAUGUAUGUGUGGUGCAGACUUAAGGAUAUCCAAUUGUGAUGCACACAUUUUCAAACUCCCUCAGUCUAAUUUCUGUGUGUUACUACUUUCAGAAUUUACUGACUUGUAGCAUAAUCACCAUGUACAUUUGUGUAACACUAGGCCAUUUCAGCAAAAUUUCCUAACUACCCUCAAAAUGCUAUUUAACUAUUGCAUAUCAUCAGAAUAACACAUUUUAAAAUCAUGUUCAUAUCUAUUUGCAUUUUUAUUUCUGUUUUUCAUUGUACUUUGUUCUCGCUUGAGAGGCCACGAAGUGUGUUUUCAAUUUGUUGUUGAGAAAUCAAAUGUAAUGCAAUGAGACAUCAUCGUACUUUGGACCUUGUGGUUUCCUCAUUAAAACCCCCUGAAAAUUCAUGGAAACACCCUGCAAACAACCAGGGGAGGUUACAAAGUCUUCCAGUACGGUUUUGAAUAAGAAACCAAAGCAAGAUUGCUCAAAAUAUGGCCUGACUUGGUUCGUGUUUGAUUCCUUUUGCGUGUAUAAUUCAAUUGCUGUGCUUUGAAUUACACAAGGCAAGACAACAAGAAUGUUUUUGAAAAGAGUUAUACUCAUUUGUGCAACGUCUGAUACCCAGAACUCUAAGUUUUUUCAGCAAAAUAGUAGCAUUGGUGAAUGAACUUUCAUGUUACAAUGUUUGAAUUGUCAAGAUUCGGCAGCAGCCAAGAUAUGAAUUGAAGUGUAUGUAUGAAACGCUGAAUUUCAAUCCAUUGUUUUGCAUAAUAAAUGUGUUUUCGAAAUAAUAAACUGCCCAUUACUCGGCUGCUUUUGAGCUUUAAUGGCAUAUUAUUGGACAAUCGGUACUGACGAUGAUGUACUUUUCUUUGAACUAGCUAAUCUCUUAACUAGACUUUCAUUUAUAUUUACAAAUUCACUCAGUUUUAUUGUGUGGUACUUGAAAGGAGGGGUGCAUACAUAUUCCCACAACACAAACCCAGCCACGAUAUUUUCGCCUUGCUACCUCAAAAAUUAACAGUUUAGACUGAAAUUUUGGCAAAAACAAGGUAAAACAAAUACCUUCAAGUGGGUAUGAUUUUACUUAUUCAAUGGAAUAUUGCGAUAAACAUAUUUUACUUUUUCUAGCAAUAUAUGCAAAUGAAAUGUUACUCAUUACAUGCAUAUUUGAGGGAAAUUUGCCCUAUUUUUUAGGAAUACCUCACUUUUAAUUUAUAGGAAUUUUUUUUUUCAGGUGAUACCUAAUAAUUAAACAUCUUUACAUCUAACUGCAAAGUUAUAUUUUAAUCCAUUCAAUAUUUUAGCGCAGAGUAGAAAUUUUACUUGAGUGACCUCAAAUGUACAUGGUGAUUGUGCUACAGGUCACCAUCCAUACUUGAUGUAGCAUUUUAUCAGUUUUGUGUGAUAUUGGGCCUUGUAGUAUAGCGCCUUUUAUUUCCUGAAUAUUCUAAUGAUUUUGUUAGAACUGAGUUGCAUGUUCACAAAUUUUCAACUGCUUUUAUCUCCAUCUUUAUAAUGUAAACAGAUUAGUUAUUGCUGUGAAUCAAAGGCCACUUGACUGUUCAAAUAAAAUAUCAUAAAGGGUCAGCGAUAAAAAUGCAUUACACAGCCAUUUUUAAAUUGUUUGAAAAGAGAUGUUGUUAGUUAGCCUAAACUCGUUCUAUUUUCACUGUAUGACUGGUUAACUAGUUAAAUUUUACCUACAAUGAUUGGUUAAAUUGUAAGGAAAAUUCUCUUUCAUGUGCUUACAUCUGUUGGUGUACAUGUAGUUACUAUUAUUUCUCAUGUAUUCCAUGCACCCAAAUGAACAUGCUCUAAUUUACAUAUGCUUAACUCUUUUUUUUUAGAUACAUUGAGAUAUUUAAGAGCAAAAAAACAGAUAUCAAAUACGUUUCUGCCCCAAAACUUAAACCUUUGAUGUCAACCAGACCUGGACCCUAUGACCGAUCCGGAGGUUUUGGUGGAGGAAGAGGACGAUUUGGUGGAGGUGGAAAUGAAAGAAGGUAAUGCUGAUAACCUCAAAUGUUGCAGUUUUUAUUAAUGUACAUUGUAAGAUUGUCAAAGCUCCAUAUAAUAUGAUGCCAGUCAAAGUUCUCUUGCACUAAAUCAAGAAGUAUAGCCUCAGGGAUUCCCUGAGGACUCCAGUAAUUCUUUCCACUUUUUUGUGUAGUGCAAGCUAUUUAAUUGGUGUCUCUCUCCACUUAUCCUUGUAAUAUGCCAUUUAUCUCCUAUUCCCCCUCUCCCUCUUUGAGAUUACCAUUAAUAAGUUAGUGGCAGCCACUUGCAGGCUAUCUAUUAGUUAUCUUCUGCAAUCAGUGGCUGUUUGGAAUGAUUUUUCAGGAACUUUCUUCUUACUUGUCUUUCUGAGGCAAAUGUAAUACAGGAAAAGUAUUCAUUUCCACAAAAAGAUUUACCAAUUGAUGUUUUAAACACAUUCAAAGUCACUACUAGCAUUACUCAUCUCUUAUUUCAAAGGAAUUGCAGGAGUGACCAAAAAAAAAGGAAUUUCUCCUUGCAGUCUUGAUAUAUUUUCAAGCAGAAAAGUUAAGAGAAGUAAGAAAAAUUUGAGUAAGAAAAAUUUGGGGAUGUCCAUUGAUUUCAGACCAAAUUUGUAGAUUUUAAGUUGUAAGAAAUGUACAGUAAACAAUGAGGACAACUAAUGAAUAGAUAUUGGGAGGUAAAAGGUGAAAAGAAGUUCCUUACCAAACAGAUACAGGGGAAGAGGUAACCUUGGAGGUCCAGUCUUUGGUGGCGGCUAUGGUGGUGACUUUAAUGGAUAUGGAGGUGGACGUGGGGGAGGUGGUCGAAGUGGCCGUGGUGGCAGAGGAUCAUCUGGCAGGGGUGGAUUUCGUCAUGGAAGGGGUGGUGGAGGAGGUGGUAACUUUGGAAUGAUGUCAAGCACUGGUCACACUGUUCACAUGCGAGGACUACCAUAUGCUGCCAAGGAGAGUGAUGUUAAACAAUUCUUCAUGCCUCUUAACCCUGUCAGUGUAUGGAUGGAAUAUGAUAAUGGUUCUUUCAAUGGGCAAGUGGAUGUGGACUUUGCAACACAUGAGGAUGCUCAAGCAGCUAUGCUAAAAAACAAAUCAUCAAUGGGUAGGAAGGUUCAUCUUCUUCUAAUUAUCGAAGUAAUAAUCUCUAUGGUUAUUGUUGUCUUCUUAUUGUUAGUUGAACUGUGUAGUGACAAAAUUAUGAUACUAAGGUUUUAAAGUAACAUCAUAUUUAUACUUUUUCACCUUGGUCACCAUUACAAUAUGGAAAUAAGUGCUUACAGACAUUCAAGAAAAUGGAAUAAUUUUGAUUCUCAUAAUUCACAUUUGUGCCUUGUUUUCAGGUCAUCGUUACAUAGAACUGUUCUUGCGAUCCAAUCCUGAGAGUGGAAAUAGCCAGGGGUGGGGUGGCUCAGGAGGAGGACACAACUUUAGUGGUGGACAUGGUGGUGGAGGUAGUAAUUACAGUUAUUUGGUUUGCAUACAUAAUUUUACCCUUUUGAUAUUUACAUCAAUGGAUAGUGUCCUUAGUGUUCUCUAUACACCUCUUAUUUUAUUGACAAGGAGAAUAUGUGCAAUAAUCAAAAGCUUCUUUAAUUGAAAAUAACUUCCUAUAUUCUCAAAGCCUUUUUUUUAUUUGGCAGUGAUACUUUAAGGAUUAAUUAACUUUUAGUCACUCCAGGGGGUUGAAGAGUAAGUGUAUGUAUGUGCUAGAGUAGCAAUAGAUAUCCCUGGUCAUUUUUUGUGGAAUACAAGGAUAGAAUGCUAGACAAAAAUCCAGAAAUGCAUUUCAAACAAGUCUACAUUCAGGCAGUGGGGGCAACUAGUCUGAAAGGCAGACAUGACCUUUUUAGAGCAUCAUCCUCUAUCAUUCUAUUAUUAUAAAGGGUAUUAUAUUUGAGCUAUUAAACUGUUUGUUCAAACUAACUCUUCUAUCUUGUCAACAGGUGGUAACUUCAGAGGAGAUAACUUUGGAGGAGGGAAUUUCAGUGGUGGUGGGGGAAACUUCAAUGAUGGUGGCAACUUUAACAACUUUGGUGGUGGUGGAGGUGGUGGAAAUAAUUUUAACAACCAAGGUAAUAUGGGAGGAUUUGGUGGCCAAGGAAACCAGAACACUGGCUUCAACAACCAGCAGCAGCAACAGCAAGGUGGCUUUGGUAAUCAGAUGCAAGGUGGUGGUGGUGGGAAUUUUGGAAACCAAGGCAACACCUUUGGUAACACUGCUUCAGCUGGGUUUGGUUCCGCCCCUAGUGGUGGAAACUUCACCUCACAGUCUAACUAUGGGCAGAGUACUAACUAUGGUGCUUCAGGUUACGGAGGGCAGAUGUCAUCAGCUAUGAACACAGGGAUGAACACAGCAAUGAACACUGGCAUGAACACAGGGAUGAAUACAGCCAUGAACUCAGCAAUGAACACGGCCAGUUAUGCAACUCAGGCAGCCUUUAGCAAUCCCGCUCAACAGAACACUCCUUUUAAUCAGCAACAGCAGCAGCAGCAACAACAGCAACAACAACAGACAGCAUAUACAGACAGCUCAGCAUAUGGGGCAUCAGCUGGAGGAUCAUUCUUUGGUGGCAUGCAGACACAAAUUAAGCAGGAGCCCCAAGCCACAGCCAACCCAGGCAUGGUGUCUUAUCCUGGAUAUCAGUGAUUUGUUUUACCUGCUAUGACAUACAAAGGACAAGUGUUUAUGUAACCCUUUUAUCAUCUGCUCCAGAGGAACAAUUUUAAGGAGGCAGCAUAGGGCAUGUGUUAGAUACCUGUGUAUUAUAUUACAAGUAACAAAACAAGAUUAAGUUGCUGUUGCUUUUAGUUGUUAUUCAUUGAUUUUCGUAUCAUGAACAUUGUCUGGUU